AUGACCUGCUCCGGAUGUGCCUUAUUUGUCAAGCUUCCGCACGAGAAAACACCGGCGAGCUGGAAGCCGGCAGAGAGCCAGCUGCUGGCCGACGUGGCGCAGCUUGACUUCGUCGAGGAUAGAGACACUAUCCCGUCCAAGGCCUAUUUUUGUUUCCCCAGCGACUUUGGGGAUGAUGACACACCGAUGGACGCAUGGGAUUCGCGGCAGUAUCUCGCCCAUCUGCGAACGGCGGCCGGUGUGUUGGUGGGGCCUCCUAGGUGUGGCGGCAGCAUUCACCACUCCGUCUUGAAGCUGCGCAAGGUAGAUGACACCGGGUCCUGGAGCGACUCUGUGCGGACUUACGGCUUUUCGGGAAUCCGACAGUCUGAUCUGCGGGCCAUACAGCCAUGGAGGAACGCGGCUGAGGCCAAGGCCAACGGCGAGUGGGCAAAGGAUUCCAGGGGAAAUGAUGUUGCGCGCAUGCCUGAAGUACAACUUUUGCGCCAAACCCUCCCAGACAAGAACGUAUACUUUGUUAUACCGGGAUUCUACCCAGAUAUGACGCCCGAUUUUGCCAACUUCGUCCCAGAGGUCCACUUACUCCGACCGACCAGCGUCCAGUUCCCAGCUGCUUUGUCCCGUAUGCGUGCUAUUGUUGACAACUUCCUGGGAAAUGAGGUUCAUGGAGUGACCCAUAUUCGCCUGCUCUCGGGUCGACGGACAAUAGGGGAUGAUAUCGACAGCAAUCAGGGGACACUUCUGCUGCCAAUGAAGGGCACGGUAUCGGCUGACCAUAUCGCCAAGUGCCUCACCGAACUCGUCCGAGACGAUGCCCGCUUCAUCGUACUGCACCCGAUAUACCAGGAUGAGGAAACUACGCUCCAUGCAGGGUGGGCAAAAGGAACUUCCUCUCGGGAGUCAACUCUCCCUCUGCCACCACUGGGCUCGACUGUCGCCGAGUUCAGGGAGCAGGUGUAUGAGCUGUGCCAGCUACUGGUCGGCGAGCGGGUUUUGUACAAUCCCGACGCCGACGAUGUCAGCAUCAGCCCCUAUCUUUUGAAUGGACUGGAGCUACCGACCUACAUUGUUGGCCCGAAAACAACAGAUGAUGAGUGGUUCAGUAUUCGUGCCCAGAUGCCCACGCGCAAUGCCAAUGUGCACAUCUGGCCAGCGUCGAAAUGGGAUUGGCAAAAGCGCAUGGCCAGGAGCAACAUUUGGGGUCCUCGGUAUGGGCCUGCGGCGCGUUACAGUGGGAAUUCUGACGUCGACGAAAAGAACCUGGCUCUCCAACGACCAACUCAAGUAGAUUCUUACAGGCUCUCUGAAUCGACCGACGUUAUCGACAGCGAUUUGAUGGCAAAGCAACGGAAGCCUAGGCAGUCACGGCAUGAAUCUGACAACGCCGGCUCCCAGGUCUACUCCAUAUUCGAGGAUCACCGUUCAGUGUCACCGGUUGAAUACGAGCCGAAAGGCUCCGCAGUGACUGCGGCCAUCGUUCCGGACAUCGGGCUCAACGAAGUCGCCCGCGAGAAACGCCUCACUCGAAAACUUCGCAGCAUGCUCCUGCAGCGCAUUGUAAGAUGUCCCUACCCCCAGUGCGACUUUACUAUCCGCGGCGAGGAAAAUCAUGCGUUCGAAUCGCACGUUUACAAGUGGCAUCUCGCGAGGAAGUGUAUCUGGUGCGACGAGCCUGUCUUCGAAUGGUGGGAUGAUGAACGCAAAGAUAGGCAUCUGCGAGAGAAGCACAGAGAACGUCUUAUGGGUUCACUGGGCGUAACCAGUGGCGUCAUCACGCAGAGAGACGGUGAGGAGAUAGUAACCAUCCCCCUCAAACAACUGCCCUCGAUCGUGUACUGGUCCAGCAGCCUCCCGGGACCACCUGCUGACACCAACCCGUACGACGACGACGAGACACGCCAUGCCACCUCCCUACAUCCGCUGUAUGGACCUGGCCAGCGCUUCUGCGACCGUUGCGGUCGUGAUCGGCGACACUUUGCGACGAAGGCGGAGGAGUUAUAUCACGACCGAAACUGCGUCCCUGGGGUUCUUAAUGGUGCACGAUGCAACUUCUGCAAAGACUGUGGCGCCUACCGGUGGUACACGCACGAGGACAUCCUUCGCAGUGGCCGCUGCCCGAACGGUGCGUACGAGCCUUGCAGUCACUUGUCGGAUCCGCAGGGGCCCGGGGAGUUCUGCGUUCGUUGCGGCAUCGACUUCCGUCCUCUCUCACCGAGCGUACGUUUACUCCAUGAAGAGUCGUGCAGGGGCUAUGAUUCGCAACCGGGGCGCUUCUGUCCUCACUGCGGCGUCAACUUUUGGGAGGGACAUGCCGUGGCCGACUGGCACUACAACACCCGGCAUAUAGAGACAUGCGCGGCCAUGGGGGACGAGGAGACUGCCAUCGAGCCGCGUAACGACGGGGAUAGCGAGGGCCAGACGAAUAAGCAGUCGAAGGCGAACAAGGACGAUGCAUCCAGGAAGCCAAAGAAACGGAAGAGGUUUACUGGGAACGAGGAUGACAACACCGCCGACUCACACUGCGGGCCCGAGGACGCCCUCGAAACCAUGCGCGACCAGCCCACACUCUCCAGGGUGGAGCAAGGGGGGGCAAAGCGUCGUCGCGACGAUGCCGACACCAGCUAUUCGGGCGAUAUCUCCAGCGACUCAUCAGAUAGCCUAGCACCCAACGAGGUCGAAACUGGGCGACCCGCUAAGCGCCAGCGAAGACGCAGGACCAAGGAUGACGACGGGCUGUAUCAGUACUCGUCCGAUGAGGAUUCAGCCGAUGGACUUUUGCCGGACGAAGACGACUUGCGCCGUGAAGAGAGCGCAGGCGACGAGGAGACGGCGGACCAGGCCGAGUCCCAAAUCUUCACCGAGGCGGGCGAGACUGAGCGGCCGAAGAAAGCGUUUGUCGUCUCUUCUGGAGAGUUGGACGGUGAGUAUCGGUAUGCCAGCGAUGGAUAUGGACGGCGGAAGAGACGCAAGAUUUUCGUUCAGAGCAAAGCGAUGGCGACGGCAAAGGAUGCAGCAUCUCUGCCGAAGCAGGGAGCUAAUCAGACCACCAACCGGACGACGGAGCACCGCAGAAACGAGCUUGUCGACGAGGCUGCUGCCACCCAUGAACGCCCUGUACCCCUGGAAGUUCCAGUAGCACAAGAACCGGCUCGAUCCCCAACAAGUUCGUCUGACCAUGCGAAUGGGUCACCCUUGGAUCAAAAUGAUGCUUCUGAAGCUGCUUCAAGACCACCAGCACCUCCUCCUGCCUCUCCUCCCGACCCAUCGAGGACUAGCACCAAGCAGGUCAAGAAGCCCACAAACAAGAAGGCCGCAGGAAAGAGAAGGAAGAAAGCUACAGCUAAGGCCGUACCCAAACCCAAGCCACUGCCAAAGCCUGCGAAGGCUGCUGUGCGAAGGAAAGCGACCGUGAAGAAGGAGGCAACGCCAGAUGGGACGCCGACAUUGUCGUCAAUACCAUUAGCGGACCAUAUCGUAGCGACGGAGGCAAAUACGCAAAAGGAUGGUAGGCCAUUGCGACGGUCAACGCGGACCCGAAUCAGAACCCAAAAGACGCGAGCCUAG
This is a messenger RNA of Drechmeria coniospora, 3564 nucleotides long. RefSeq lists its product as uncharacterized. The transcript has a single exon. The record is from RefSeq and is a predicted model, not a curated record. The coding region runs from base 1 to 3564 and encodes 1187 amino acids. NCBI's taxonomy places the organism in Eukaryota, Fungi, Ascomycota, Sordariomycetes, Hypocreales, Ophiocordycipitaceae.